AUGCCGUCCAAAGUAAAGGUCGGCUCAUGGUUAGAAAAGAAUGAUGGAGCAGAUGCUGCCGAAGCAUACGAAUCCGGAUCAGAAAGCUCAAGCGAGGAGCAAGUGAAUGGUUACCGAGCCCAUGAUGACGAGGAAGAAGAAGAGGAACCUGUCCGCGAUGACAAUCAGGGAAAAAGAGAGGCAGAUGUUGAUUGGGAAGCCAUUGGUCCAAAAUUGAGACCAUCGUUGAUGGACAGAAGUAAGAAGCGAAGAAGGGCGUUCAUUGGGAGAUACCUUUACGUCACAGAGCAAUCUCCUCCUCCUUCGCAGGUACCGGCUGUAAUGACCGCUAUCCUCUCGUGCUUGCCUUUGCUGACUGACACCGACCAUAUCGACGACGUUGUGCCAAUACUGAGAGACCUGACGUUGAGAGAUGAGUCUAUGGAAGAAGGAUCAGAGGGCAAGCUGAAGCUAGGAGAUAAGCUUGUCAAGUGGAAUUCAAUGGAGGCUGAAAAGGCAGCUAACCCAGUAAAAGCGAUUCCUCCUCGCGCACUAUUUUCAUACCUGUUUCUUACCCUCGCCCUCCUUUCGACUCUCGCUUCUACCCGUGGACCUGCUGAGACCUUUAUUGCCUCAAGUCAAGGGCAAGACCUGCUGUUGACCCUUGCUCUUGUCCUAGACGCCAUGAGAUCAGGGGAAGAGAAGAUAGAUUAUGCCAUGAGGGUGAUUAGAAUGCGGAAGAAAGCUGGAAUCAGGACAUGGAGAGUCUUAAGAGAACUGCGGUCUGCUAUUCCCGCUAUCUUACAUUCUCUCAUAAAUCGAUCGACGCCUGUACCCUCUCGAUUGGCUGUUCUGAUCUCGCACGUGAUUGGAGUCGCACUGAGGCUGAAGCCAGCUGGAAAGGGCAAGGAUGGGAACAGCACUGAUGGAAGAGAGAUAGUGGAAAAAGAAAAGGAUAAUAUCACCACUUUCUACUCCACUCACAUCUUGGGGUCUAAAACAGCGCCAUCGAGGUUUUCUUCCACUGUCCUUUCUGAAUUCCUUGCGGAGUUUGUCACAUACGACAUGCUCGUGGAAAAACUGUUACCUCAGGCAGAGAAGAUGCUGUUGAGAUCCCCGGAAACUGCGCUUGAGCUGACUGCCGACCUUCUCAUCACCUGUCCUCACGAUAUAUCCCCAAUUCUUCCAACCAAGCUUGUUCCGUCCACCUUAUCGUCCGCAAAAUCUUCUAAUGCCGAGACAAGGGCAAAAGCCGUUGUCCUGAUGAAAGCUAUCCUCAAGCGAUGUAGUGACGAAAAAGUACAAGCGAAGAUAGCAACCGAAAUUCUUGCUCUCCCAAAGACCGGAAAAACUGCCAGUUCCGAACAUCGAAUGAUCCUUUUCACCAUGACAUCAGGUCUUACUCCUUCAGAUUCUGUUUCCUCAACAGUCGUCGACGUACUGCCGACGCUUGUCACAAAGGAGGGAAAUGAACCUGCUUUCACUGCUCUUAGUGAUGCUCUUGUUCCCCAUCUUGCCCAUCUUUUGACAUCAAACAAGACUGCGGCCUCAGCUGCAAGCUCAGCACUAGUCAAAGAGCUCAAUGCUACUAAGAUAACGACUCGGAGAGGACUGUCAAGUGCCAUAGGAGAUGCUGUCUGGAAAGUCAAGCAAUCAGGUCAACAAUUCUCUGUGGAAGGGGCGAAAUUGAUUGGUCUCCUUGCCCCUGCGUUGGAAGUGAACCUCAAGGCGGCUUCAACGAGCUUGCCCGCCAAUGCAGGUGGUUUCCUCGAGGGUUACGUAGCCCUUGCGUUAGCCUUGGGGCCACUAAGCGGUAUGCCUGCGGCAGCCAAACUUACUGGAAGCACAGCGAUGGAAGGCAUCCUUGCAGUCUCACCAAAGCCUUCAUUCUUGCUAAAUGAUAAGAUUCACGUCAAGCUACCAGCAGAGGAAGACGAGAAAUGGCUUCUUAGAUCUUUGGAAAGCAUUGUCAGCUCAGCGACAAUUAAAGUCAAUACUGGGACAUCUAGGGUUGCAAUCGGUCUUACAUUCAUUCAUCUUGCAUUUGAUGCCAAAUCGAAAUCCGUUCGACGUGACACCCUAACAGUAUUGUCUUCAUUGGUAAAGCGCAAUCCUAAACAGACUAGUCGAAUUAUCAGAGAAUCACUAAAGGUAUGGCUUAAAGCGCAUGAUGAGCGACGAUCCGCCUCGAUGCUGAAAGCCUCAGUGGAAGAUGACGACACAGUGGCAUCGAAAUCUCGAGAUAUAGGACGACUCUUAGGAGCGCUUUUCGUUCCAUCACCUGAGACAGAGCAAACUACAUUGGAAGACUUAGCGGUAGAUUUCAUAGUUCUUGCUCACCAUCCGGAGAUCAGUCCCGAUGCUCAGACUUCUUGGGUCGGUUUGACACAGAAUUUAGGACUUGAUCCAGCUGGUGUAGCGCGGAAUGAAAAAGACAGGAUCCUGAAAGCGCUCUGGGAAGCAGCGGGUACACCGCCAGAAGAUCCCAGAUUGGCAGAAGCUGCUUACAGAGCUGUCACGACACUUGCUUUCAUCUGUCCUUCUGUCUAUGUGAAGUCAGUGCUCGAAAUGCUUAGGAUCGACCUCGACCCCUCAUCUUUGGACUUCAUUGGCCUGGAAGAGAGAGGAAUUUGGGGCACUUCGCCCGGUCAACUUUUCGUAGAUGUCCUCAACCAAAAGAAGGACACUGGAGCAGAAAACAAAAAUCGAAAGGAUUAUGCUACAGAAAAGUGGGAACAAGAGAUUCGGGAAUCUCUAGCUAAAAAGAAGACUACCCAGGUUGGCGCUAAACUCUCCAAACAAGAUCAGGCACUUGUAAAUGCUCAACUUGCUAAAGAAGCAGAGACAAGGUCACAAAUUGCGAAAGUACAAGGUCAGCUCAACAGAGGAGUAGAAAUGGUCUCAGCCCUUACGAAAAGUCUAUCUGAAGACUCCAGGACACAUGUUGACGAGAUAGCGAAACUGUUAUUGGCUAGUGUAUUCAGUGUCGGACACUUUUUAAUAGAUGAGCGGGCUUUCGACGUAUUCAUCGAAUUGGGGACUCUCGCUGCUGAUAGAUUAGGAGAGACUAGAAGAAUGUUGGCAGCUGCUAUUCUGAGAAGUCACGAAGCACCUUUCAUCGCGCAAGAUUAUCUGGAAGAACCUGUAGGAGAACUUGUUACCCGAAUAAUGCACCAAGUUCAUUUCCUUGCCGAACAAACACCUUUGGACAGUACUACUUACUCUUUAACGAGCUUGUUAUUGACACAGGUUGUCUCCAGAGGAGGAGUCGGAACCAGUUCUCCUCAAAGUGAAGAAGCCCAAGAGCAGUUGACAUUGGUGGUGGCUAUUGUUGCUGCAUGUGUUGGAGAGUUCCAAGACAAUGCGUAUCCACGUCUCCAAACCAUUCGAGAUCUCCUUCAUAUCAUCGGCAAUUAUUCCAAAUUAGCCAAAGAUGCCGUAUCUGCGCUCUCAGACCUCGGUGCAGCUAUCAAAGAUGUUGCAGAUCAUGCUGAAAUUAGGGAGAUGAUUGCCGGUACCCUGUCAAAGGAUUCUAACGUUAGAAACGCUGCGUUACAAGCAUUGAAGCCUGUUGAUUUGACCGAGCUUGACUAUUCUGAAGAACUCUGGAUUGCCAUUCACGACGACGACGAACAAAAUGCAAAUCUCGCUCUACACAUCUGGGAAGACAACGGACAUGAUUUGCCUGAAACAUACUUGCAAUCCUUACUUCGUUACCUAAGUCAUGGAAGUGCGGCUGUCCGACUAGGAUGUGCUCGAGCCAUUGCGGAUGGUGCCGAACAAUUCCCUUCUCAAGUCGAACCCACCAUUCAUGGCCUCGAAGAACUUUAUGUUGAAAAGGCUAAGCUAUUGGUACCAGAAUACGACCGAUUCGGGAUGGUCAUUCCUGAAACCGUCAACCGAUCUGAUCCAUGGGAAGCACGAGUCGCAAUCGCUUACGCUCUCGAAAAAUUGGCUCCCCUCCUAUCGACUCCCCUGAUCACUCCUAUAUUCGACUUCCUAAUCAACAAAGAACCUCUCGGGGAUCGACACUCUGAAGUGAGAAGAACGAUGUUGAAUGCUGCGAUUGCCAUCAUCGACCUACAUGGUGGCGAAGCAGUCGCCGGUUUGAUGAAGAGGUUUGAAGACUAUCUUGGUACUGCUACACCGAGUUCAGAGACUGAUGAUUACAUCAAAGAAGCCGUUGUCAUUCUGUUCGGUCGGUUAGCUCGACAUCUGGAUCCUACCGAUUCUCGAAUACCCCAGGUAGUAGAUCGAUUAGUGGACGCUCUAAAUACACCCUCGGAGCUGGUUCAAUCGGCAGUAGCAGAUUGUUUGCCACCAUUGGUUGCCGGUAUGGCAGAAGAAGUAGAAUACCUUGUCGACGGACUUUUCUCUACUUUGACCACUGGUGCUAAAUAUGCAGCCAGACGAGGCGCUGCUUAUGGUCUUGCCGGAGUCGUCAAAGGAAGGGGAUUAUCAAGUCUAAAGGAAUACGAAUUACUGGAGAAACUGAAGGAUGCAAGCGAAGAUAAGAGUGCUUAUCAAGGCAGACAAGGAGCUCUUUUCGCUUAUGAGACUUUGACUUCCACUCUUGGCAAAAUCUUUGAACCUUAUAUUAUCGAGAUCGUUCCCCAACUAUUGACAGCGUUUGGCGACGGAAAUAGCGAUGUCCGAGAAGCUACCCAGGAUGCCUCAAAGGUCAUCAUGUCUAAAAUAUCCGGUCAUUGUGUCAAAUUGAUGCUACCAACACUGCUCGGCGCAUUGGAAGAAAAACAAUGGAGAACGAAGAAGGGUGCUAUCGAGUUAUUGGGUGCAAUGGCUUUCUGUGCCCCUCGACAAUUAUCAGUUUCUCUGCCUACUAUCAUCCCUCACCUUACUGGCGUAAUUAACGAUUCUCACGCUCAAGUGAAAUCGGCAGCUAAUACCAGCUUGAAACGAUUUGGUGAAGUCUUGAACAACCCCGAAGUCAAGGCUAUACAGAGCACAUUGAUGAAAGCUCUUGCGGAUCCUACUGCCAAAACCAAUGCUGCCUUAGCGGCUUUGCUCAAGACUACUUUCGAGCACUACCUUGAUGCACCUUCACUUGCUUUAGUCAUGCCAAUCAUUGACCGAGGAUUGCGACAACGAUCUUCCGAAACCAAACGAAAAGCUGCUCAAAUUGUUGGAAACAUGGCUUCGCUGACUGAGACUCGCGAUCUGGUACCCUACCUUAAUGAGCUCAUGCCACUUGUCCAUGAGGUCUUAGUCGAUCCUGUCCCAGAAGCCCGAGCUACUGCAGCUAAAUCAUUAGGUACAUUGGUAGAGAGACUAGGAGAAGCAAACUUCCCAAAUCUCGUUUUCGAUUUGUUACAGACUCUUCGAUCAGAUACCAGCGGUGUGGAUCGACAAGGUGCAGCCCAAGGUUUAUCUGAAGUACUUUCAGGUUUAGGUAUGGAGAAAUUAGAGGGAUUGUUACCGGAAGUGAUCUCGAAUACAGCAAGUCCAAGACCUUAUGUCAGAGAAGGUUUUAUCUCCCUCUUGGUUUACUUGCCUGCUACUUUCGGUCAUCGAUUUGCUCCUCACUUAGGAAGAGUUAUUCCGCCUAUCCUCAAUGGUCUUGCUGAUGACUCAGAAUAUGUACGAGAAGCAUCUAUGCGUGCCGGAAAGAUGAUCAUUGCCAACUACUCAACCAAAGCCAUUGACUUGUUGCUACCCGAACUGGAGAAGGGAAUGAUCGAUGCUUCUUGGAGAAUCAGACAAUCGUCCAUCUCUCUUACUGGAGAACUUCUGUACCGAGUUACCGGUAUCAGUGGUAAAGUCGAAUUGGAAGAAGACGAAGCUCCAGCUCAAUCUGCGGAUGCUGCUCGACGAGCACUUCUCGAAGCUCUUGGUCAAGAGAGAAGAGACAGAGUCUUGGCAACAUUAUACAUUGUCCGACAAGACAAUGUAUCCGUGGUCAGACAAGCUUCUAUACAUAUCUGGAAGGCUCUUGUCCAGAACACUCCUCGAACCACCAGGGAAAUCUUACCUGUACUCAUGCAGAUCCUCAUGUCGCUCUUGGGCAGUCCUGAGAUUGAUCAGCAGGAGACCGCUUCCCGAACGCUCGGAGAAUUAUGCAGAAAGAAUGGUGAACGAAUCUUUGGCGAGAUCAUCCCAAUCUUGCAAAAAGCUAUCACGACACCCGAUGCUCGAACCAAAGAAGGUGCUUGUUUGGCCUUUGCAGACGUCAUGGCUGCUACCAACAAAGAAGUCAUCUCAGACCACGAAGAUGCCAUCAUCUCAUCUGUUCGAGCUGCUCUUGUCGAUACUGAGGCGUCUGUCAGGGCCGCUGCUGCCAGGACCUUCGAUGCCAUGCAACAUUACAUGGGUGCAAAGGCUAUCGACCAGACUAUCCCAACGUUACUGGAGGCUAUGCGAAACCCUGGCGAGACAUCCGAGACCGCUCUGAAAGCCUUGCAAGAAGUCAUGAGUGUUCGAGCAAACAGCGUCUUCCCUGUCCUGAUCCCUACCCUUAUCGCUCAACCCAUUACAGCUUUCAAUGCCCGAGCCCUUGGUCAAAUUGUCAAGGUCGCUGGUUCAGCACUCAACAAACGACUUGAUACUGUGUUGGGUGCGUUGGUCAAAUCGCUCGAAAAGGAGAAGGACGAAAGUAUCCUUUUGGAGCUCAAUUCGGCUAUAGAGUCAUUACUCGCUUCAGUCGAAGAUCCCGACGGAGUUCAUCUGUUGGAGAUGCUUCUCAUUGGAUGGGCUAAAGACGUCAACCCUGUACGAAGAGCCACAGCUUGUGAUAUCUUCGGUACUAUGUGCCAAGUCAACGAGGCUGACACGACUGAGUAUCGAGUCGACUGGAUCCGAAUCCUCAUUUCCUUAUUCGACGACUCUACAGAAGAAGUGGUCGAGGCUGCUUGGAAAGCACUUGAUCAAUUCGUUAAGACUGUUGACAAGGACGAGCUUGAAGAUUUGGUCGUCCCUCUAAGGCGAAGUAUCGAAUCUUCCGGAUCACCUGGAAGGACGGUGUCUGGUUUCUCACGACCAAAAGGUGUUCAAUCGAUUGUACCUAUUUUGUUGGCGGGUGUAUUAAGUGGUACUCAGGAACAAAGGGAACAAGCUGCUUUAGGUAUUGGAGAAUUAGUACAACGUACAAGUGAAACUGCUAUCAAACCUUAUAUCAUUCAACUGACUGGUCCACUCAUCAGAGUGAUAUCAGGUCAAGCUAUCGCUCCACAAAUCAAAUCUGCUAUCUUGCUCACGCUUACUGUCUUACUCGAAGAAGUACCUCAGCUUGUCAAACCUUUCCAUCCUCAACUCACAAGGACCUUUGUCAAAUCAGCUUCUGAUCCAGCAGCUGUAUCAGUCAGAAACCGUGCUGCAGCAGGUUUGGGUGCCUUGAUGAAGCAUCAGCCUCGUGUCGAUCCAUUGAUCACAGAACUUAUUGGAGGUAUUCGAUCGGGCGAUAAUGAAAUAGCACCUUCCAUAGCCAAUGCGUUAGCAUCAGUAUGUAAGAGUGCCGGUAAAAAUAUCGGUGCGGGUGCGAAAGCGCAAAUCGUCGAAUUGGUUGAAGAAGCAUUUACAGCUGGACGUAAUGAAAAUUACAAUACAGCGAUAUCACGUAUAAUAUCGGGAUUAGCAUUUUCCGAUUCUGAAUCCAUACAAUCAAUCGUCGAAACUUUCUUAGCUGCCCCUACGCCCCCAACGGCAUUAGUCAGUCUGAUGAUACUGAAUGUUUUAGAAGAAUCAUCAGAUACGUUCUACGACUUAGAUGUAGUUGAAGAUAUAACUAAAAAGGUUAUGAUCUCAAUUUCAGGUGAUGGACCUUCGGUUCAACGGCCCGCAAGAGAAUGUAGAGAACUGUUAAGAAAAGGUCGGUAUGGUGAUGAUGAUAGAGUACAAGCUAUACUUAGAUAA
Kwoniella shivajii is the source of this 7845-nucleotide messenger RNA. RefSeq lists its product as uncharacterized. The transcript has 28 exons. Gene Ontology annotation, molecular function: protein kinase regulator activity. The record is from RefSeq and is a predicted model, not a curated record. The coding region runs from base 1 to 7845 and encodes 2614 amino acids. NCBI's taxonomy places the organism in Eukaryota, Fungi, Basidiomycota, Tremellomycetes, Tremellales, Cryptococcaceae. Gene Ontology annotation, biological process: cellular response to amino acid starvation; regulation of translation. Gene Ontology annotation, cellular component: cytosol.